AUUCCAGUAUAGUUAGUGAUGUUUUACUUCAAGACUUAUUGGCAUAUGUGUCUUCAAAACAUUCCUAUCUCAGAGAGCUUCCUCAGAGGCAGCCUCAGAAAGUGAACAGCAUAGAGUUUGUAGAGUUGGAGCAGCUUCAGCCUGACAUAUUAGUCCAUGUGGUACUAAGAAUUGUUGAUAUCACCGUACUGACAGAGGCAUUAUACAGUUAUAGAGGACAGAAGCAAAGGAAAGUUAUUUUAACAGUGGAACAGACCCAAGGUCAACAUUAUGUGCUUGUUUUAUGGGGUCUUGGAGCAACCUGGUACCCUCAACUUCAAAAGAAAAAAGGUUAUAUUUGGGAAUUUAAAUAUCUUUUUGUUCAGCGCAAUUGCAUACUAGAAAACCUAGAAUUGCAUACAACGCCUUGGUCAUCCUGUGAGUGUCUACUUGAUGAUGAUAUAAGAGCAAUUACAUUUAAAACAAAAUUUCAAGAAAGUGCACCCUCCUUUGUGAAGAUGUCAGACUUAGCAACCCAUCUAGAGGAUAAGUGUUCAGGAGUGGUUCUAGUUAAAGCCCAGAUUUUAGAGCUGGUAUUUCCUGUUACAGCAGCUCAGAAGAUAGCUCUAAAUGCUCACAGUUCUCUGAAGAGUAUUUUUUCUUCUCUUCCCAACAUUAUAUAUACUGGCUGCGCAAAAUGUGGAUUGGAACUAGAAACAGAUGAGAAUAAGAUCUACAAACAAUGUUUUAGCUGCUUGCCGUUUACUAUGAAGAAAAUAUACUAUAGGCCAGCUUCAAUGACUGUAGUUGAUGGAAGUCAUACCAUUUGCAUCCAUGUAGGAUCAAAGCUGCUAGAGAAGAUUCUUCUCAACAUUUCUCCGGACUGCCUCAAUAGAGUGAUAGUACCUUCCUCAGAGGUCACCUAUGGGAUGGCUGCAGCAGACGUGCUCCACUCCUUGUUGGCAGCCAGCGGGGAACCUCGGGCAAUGAAGAUUCAGAGCCUUUUCGUAUUAGAUGAAAACAGCUACCCCUUGCAACAGGAUUUCUCCUUACUGGAUUUUCAUUUGUUAGUAUAAAGCAUGAUGCCUAUGCCCUUCUCUGAGGCCAGAUGAAGAAACUGCAGGCAGUUGAAGGAAGAAGUACUGAAAUGAUCUGUCUUUUGAAAUAAAUGAAUGACAGGG
Galeopterus variegatus (Sunda flying lemur) is the source of this 1160-nucleotide messenger RNA. Its product is annotated as protein FAM35A-like. The record is from RefSeq and is a predicted model, not a curated record. Gene Ontology annotation, biological process: regulation of double-strand break repair via homologous recombination. The transcript is spliced from 6 exons. The annotation marks the transcript as partial. Lineage: Eukaryota; Metazoa; Chordata; Mammalia; Dermoptera; Cynocephalidae. Gene Ontology annotation, cellular component: site of double-strand break; nucleus.